AGAAAGCAUCUCUCGCCUCCACGUACACACGUACUGUACGUUUCGCUCACCGCCCAACCCAAAAACCCGUUCCACGCGCACAAACAAACCUGAGCCUCGUCCCCUCUCCCACUCCCUCUCCCUUUACUUAACACACAAGGAGGACCCAACCCAAAUCCUCCUCCCCGUCCCGCGCCCAAUCACGCCGCAUCGCAUCCCACCACGGCCCGGAGUCCUCGUGAGUCCGAGAGCUCGAGCACUCUCCCCACUCGCGCCGCUAAUCCCUCUCCGCCUCCCGUCCCAUCGGACCGCCUGCCGUCUCAUCCCGACCGCCCCGCAACAACAAGAUCCGAAGCCUAGCACCCCCGCGCGGCCAUGCCGUGCUAGCACGCGCCCCCCGCCCCGCGUUGCUCCCCCCUUUUUAUGGAGUCCCUGCGCAGGCGGCGCGCGUACAAUGCCGCCGUCCCCAGCGCCUGCUUCCUGCUGCUGCUCCUUCUCGUCGCCGCCUUCCUCCUCCUAUCCUCUCGCCACGACUCCGGCGCCGCCGCGCGUCACGUCGUCCAGGGGAUAACUCGUGCGAGGUUUUCGUCUCCGUUUUACCGAAAGGCGCAGGGGAACUGCCAGGAGUUGCAGUCCCUCGAGGGCGUGGAGGCCAGGUGCUCGUACCUUCUGGCGCACACGCGGUGCGCGCCGUCGGGGUACGUCGAUUACCUCCGGCUCUUCUACUGCGGGUUCGGCGGCGCGCCGGCGGUCGGGUACGCCGCGUUCCUGCUGUGGCUGUUGGUGCUCUUCUACCUGCUCGGCGACACCGCGUCCGAGUACUUCUGCGCGUCGCUCGAGGGGCUCUCCGCGGCGCUCCGGCUCCCGCCCGCCGUCGCCGGCGUCACGCUCCUGUCGCUCGGCAACGGCGCGCCAGACGUCUUCGCCAGCGUCGUCUCCUUCGCGGCCGGCGACGGCGGGGACGGCGGCGGGGUGGGCCUCAACAGCGCGCUCGGCGGCGCGCUCUUCGUGUCCACGGUGGUCGCGGGCGUCGUCGCGCUCGCCGCCGGGUCCCGCGGAGGUGGGGCCGUCGUGGAGCUGCGCGGGUUCGUGCGCGACCUCUGCUUCCUCUUCUUCGCGCUCUGCUACCUCGUGGGCGUCCUCGUGACCGGCACGAUCACUGUCUGGGUGGCCGCGUCUUUCGUCUCGCUCUACGCCGCCUACGUCGUCCUCGUCUGGACGUCCCAGUGCUGCGCCGAGCCGGGCAAGCUGCCGCACGCCGACCUCGCGGCGCCGCUGCUCCUCGAAGACGACGACGACGUCGUCCCGCAGCUGCCGUCCUACUCCAAGACGAAUCCAGCCUCCCCUGCAAAAGCCUUCCUGCAUUGCCUCCUGUACGCGCUCCGAAUGCCGCUGCACCUCCCGCGCCGGCUCACCAUCCCGGACAUCGCCGCGCACCGCUGGUCCAAACCCUGCGCUGUGGCCUCCGCCGCGCUGGCGCCCGUCCUCCUCGCCACGACCUGGAUAUCGCACAGCCCCGUGGAGACCUCCUCGCACGGCGAUCACGGGCAUGGUGGCCUCGCCGUGCUCCUCGGCGGCGCCUUCUUCGGGCUACUCUUCGCCGCCCUCGCCGCGCUCACCACCGACGCAAACUCCCCACCGCGCGGCCGCCGGCGCCGCGUGCCCUGGCUGGCCGCGGGGUUCCUGAUGAGCGUGCUCUGGGCGUACACCCUGGCGCGCGAGCUGGUGGCGCUCCUGGUGGCCAUCGGGUACAUGGUGGGCGUGAAGGCGAGCGUGCUGGGCGUGACGGUGCUGGCGUGGGGGGACUCGCUGGGCGACCUGGUCUCCAACGUGGCCAUGGCGCUGCACGGCGGCGCCGGCGGCGCGCAGACGGCGGUGUCCGCCUGCUACGCGGGCCCGCUGUUCAACACGGUGGUGGGGCUGGGCCUGUCGCUGACGCUGGCGGCGGGCGCCCAGUACCCGACGCCGUUCACGCUCCCGGCGGACCCGGCGGUGUACGAGACGGUGGGGUUCCUGUGCGCCGGGCUGGCGUGGGCGCUGAUGGUGGUGCCGGCGAGGGGGAUGCGGUUGGACCGGGUCUACGGGGUGGGCCUUAUCGCCAUCUACCUCGCCUUCUUCGCCGUCCGCGUAUGCGAGAGCCUCGGCCUCUGGAAGUACUCCUGGUAGUGGUAGCUCGAGCGCAACAGCAGCAAACACCUGCUGGCUCCCACUCCCAUCAAUGGCGGGCGGCCACUGCUGUACGUAACAUAGAUCAGAUGAUGUACAGUAGCACCAAGUGCACAACUACUCCUCUUCUUUGGUGCCUAGGAUUAGCCUGAGGUUAAUUAGUAAUUAGUGGUGUAAUUAUCCAUUGUUUUGGUUGGCAUCCAUGAUCCAUCUAAUUACUUGAUUUCCCUCUCCGGUACCGAGAAAUGAAUACACGUUUUAUUUCCUUCC
Molecule: messenger RNA, 2415 nt
Organism: Brachypodium distachyon (stiff brome)
Lineage: Eukaryota; Viridiplantae; Streptophyta; Magnoliopsida; Poales; Poaceae
Product: cation/calcium exchanger 1
Exons: 1
Coding region: 403-2145 (580 amino acids)
Biological process (GO): transmembrane transport; monoatomic cation transport
Cellular component (GO): membrane
Molecular function (GO): monoatomic cation transmembrane transporter activity
Source: RefSeq, a predicted model, not a curated record